CCGAUGAAGAUUGUCUGGGCGUUGCCGAUUCCCAAAACGCAGAGGAUGCUCUUGUCGUGCGUUUUUGUCAACUCUGGUCUUUGAUAUCGUCCGUCUCGUCGCAAUGAUCAAGCUCACUCAGGCUGGUCCUGACGUCACCUACUAUCAAGCCCCCGCCGCACUAUGGACCUGCAUCGAAGCAGCCGUCGGCAUCACCGCAGCCUGUCUCUCCAACCUCCGCCCGCUCUUCAAACUCGGCUACCGCGGUGUCUGGUCACACAUCCGAUCAUCGACUCACCAAUCCGCGCAGCCACUAAACCCAGGCAGUAUGGAGAAGCCAUACGAUUCGUAUGUCACGGAGCGUAGUGUCGGGAGUAGAUAUAGCCUUGACGAGAGCAGGAAGCACUCAGUUUGAGAUACUGUAUCAUUUGAGUUGAGCGAUUUUACAUUGGGCGUUGCUGUUGGGAUAUAUC
Molecule: messenger RNA, 452 nt
Organism: Aspergillus wentii DTO 134E9
Lineage: Eukaryota; Fungi; Ascomycota; Eurotiomycetes; Eurotiales; Aspergillaceae
Exons: 3
Coding region: 104-394 (96 amino acids)
Source: RefSeq, a predicted model, not a curated record